Cataglyphis hispanica is the source of this 3077-nucleotide messenger RNA. RefSeq names its product exosome complex exonuclease RRP44 (gene Dis3). The transcript is spliced from 14 exons. Gene Ontology annotation, molecular function: 3'-5'-RNA exonuclease activity; endonuclease activity; RNA binding. Gene Ontology annotation, cellular component: cytoplasmic exosome (RNase complex); nuclear exosome (RNase complex). Gene Ontology annotation, biological process: rRNA catabolic process. The record is from RefSeq and is a predicted model, not a curated record. The coding region runs from base 135 to 3077 and encodes 980 amino acids. NCBI's taxonomy places the organism in Eukaryota, Metazoa, Arthropoda, Insecta, Hymenoptera, Formicidae.
GCUGGAGUGCAUAUUAUUGCAGACAUAACCAAUUUAACCGUAAACGCGCGUGUGCAUAUAAUAAAUUUUAUUAAAAAAUUUAGUCACAUAUAUAUAUAUGUUUCUAUUAAUGUUCAAAUGAACUUGCUUGAGAUAUGUUGACAACAAAAGUUUUUUUCAGAAAGACGAAAGGAGGAAAUAUAUUUAAGACUGUCAGAGAACACUAUCUCAGAGAUGAUAUUUACUGCGGGUUUAAAACAUGUAAAAAAUGUAAAGCAAGACUUCGAGACAUGGUAUUGGAUGAGGAGGGUGCCGGUGUGAAAUCUUCUUUAAUUUCACUUCCAUAUAUUCUUAUACUGGAUACAAAUAUAAUUCUGGAUCAAAUAGAUGUAUUGGAAGAAGAUGUUAUCACCAAUGUUAUUAUCCUGCAAACAGUAUUGGAAGAGAUUCGACAUAAAAGUUCCAAUGUAUAUAAAAAGUUGAAAAACAUCAUAAAAGAUCCAAAACGAAAAUUUUUUGUGUUUAUUAAUGAACAUCAUCGAGAGACUUAUAUUGAAAGAGAACCAGGUGAAAAGAUAAAUGAUCGUAAUGACAGAGCAAUACGAGUUGCAGUCAAAUGGUACAACAAUCAUUUGAGCUCUGAUGAUUACAAUGUAAAGGUUGUUUUGCUGACAGAUGAUGUGGAAAAUAGAACACGUGCAAUUGAAGAUGGCUUAUUUGUUCUAUCAAUGGAAGAUUAUAUUGCAUCAUUGGAAAAUUCAAGUUUACUAUUGGAUAAAUUAAGCAAACAUUCCUAUACUUUGGAUACUCAAAGCCGAGAGUUGUUUCCCUGCUAUUUAACACCUGUAGAAGUGCACAAUGGCAUAUCAUCUGGCAAACUGUUGCAAGGAACAUUUUUGGCAUCAAGGGAAAAUUUUCUUGAAGGAAAUGUAAAUGUUGAAGGAAGGGAGAAACCUAUAUUUGUGCAAGGCCGUACUAAUCUUAACAGGGCAGUCGAUGGCGAUAUAGUCGCGGUAGAAAUUCUACCAGACGAUCAAUGGUUAGCUCCUAGUGAAAUCGUUCUGCAAGAUGAAGAAAAUGCAGAUGAUGCUGAUGAUGCUUCAGAAGAUGAAAAAGUACUCGCUAAAGCGAGUUCACUGAAAACGAAAGAAAAAGUACCAACAGGUAAAAUCGUCGGUAUUAUUAGGCGGAAGUGGAGACAGUAUUGUGGAAUAUUGCAGCCGAGUCCGAUUAAAGGAAAUAUGAGACAUCUAUUUGUGCCAGCUGAGAGGAAAAUCCCCAAAAUAAGAAUCGAAACUCGACAAGCUGAAAUAUUGAGUAAGCAAAGAAUUAUUGUCGCACUCGAUUCAUGGCCACGAAACUCGAGAUAUCCACUUGGCCACUUUGUACGAGCGCUCGGCAAUAUAGGAGACAAAGAAACAGAGAAUGAGGUGUUACUCCUGGAACAUGAUGUUCCACACAGCCAUUUCUCCGAUGCUGUUCUUAGCUUUCUCCCAAAACUACCAUGGAUCAUUACAGAAACGGAUAUCGCACAAAGAGAAGAUCUUCGACAUUUGGAUAUCUGUUCUGUGGAUCCACCAGGCUGCACUGAUAUUGACGAUGCAUUACAUUGCAGGAGUUUACCAAAUGGUAAUUUUGAUGUUGGCGUGCAUAUCGCGGAUGUAUCACACUUUAUAAGACCCGGAACUGCAUUGGAUAAGGAAGCAGCAUCACGUGCUACCACUGUAUAUCUUGUCGAUAAACGAAUUGAUAUGGUCCCAGAAUUACUCAGCUCAAACCUUUGUUCCUUACGAGGUAAGGAAGAAAGAUUCGCGUUCUCUUGUAUAUGGGAGAUUGAUCCUGAUGCAAAUAUAAUCAAUACAAAAUUCUGCAAAUCUAUAAUUUGUUCGCGUCAAGCUAUGACGUAUGAAGAAGCUCAAUUAAAAAUUGAUGACGCCACCCAACAAGAUGUUAUCGCGCAAUCAUUAAGAAAAUUAAAUCAAUUAGCCAAACAGUUCAAGAAGAAACGUCUAGAAAAUGGUGCCUUAACUUUAGCAUCACCAGAGAUACGUUUCCAAGUAGACAGUGAAACUCACGAUCCCAUUGAAGUGGAAUCAAAGAAACUGAGAGAAACUAAUUCUAUGGUAGAAGAAUUUAUGUUGCUUGCAAACAUUAGUGUUGCUGAAAAAAUAUUGAAAGAAUUUCCAGAAUGUGCUAUGUUAAGAAGACAUCCUGAACCACCACAAAGUAAUUUUGAGCCAUUGAUUAAGGCUGCAAAAAAUCAGGGUUUCAUCAUUAAUACAAAUACUGGUAAAGAGUUGGCACGAUCACUAGAAGAAUGUAAAAUAGAAUCAAAUCCUUACUUUAAUACAAUGCUAAAAAUAUUAGCUACACGAUGUAUGUUGCAAGCAGUAUAUUUUAUCAGUGGAAUGCAUCAACCAGAAGACUUUAAGCAUUAUGGAUUGGCGUGUCCCAUUUAUACGCAUUUUACAUCUCCCAUUCGAAGAUAUGCGGAUAUAAUCGUGCAUCGAUUGUUAGCCAUAUGUAUAGGUGCCGAUGCGACGUAUCCAGAGUUAUUAGAUAAAAAGAACAAUCAUGUGCUGUGCCAAAAUCUAAAUUAUCGAAAUCGAAUGGCACAAUAUGCUGGUCGAGCCUCAGUCGCACUUCACACACAUCUAUUUUUCCGCGAUAAAAUUCAGGAUGAGGAAGGAUAUAUCCUUUUUGUACGAAAAAAUGCUUUGCAAGUUCUUAUACCAAAAUACGGUUUAGAAGGAACAUUAUAUCUAAGUAAUCCUGCUUCAUCAAAUUCUAUCACGUUUAUAUACAAUUCAGAAGAUCAAUCUCAAACUUGUGGAAAUGUCGUGUUUCGAGCAUUUGAUCGUAUUAUUGUGCAAAUGAGUUUAGACAGAUCUAAUGUCCAACAUGAAAAAUUAAUUUUUAAACUCGUAAAGCCAGAAAUUCCAGAUUUCAGUGUUCCUCCACUAAAUAAAGAAGCUGUCAAUGUCACCGAAGAAGAUUCUACGAAGGAAACAUUAAAACGGAAAGCGGAAGUUCAACAAGAAUCAAUUAAUGUUCAUAACAAAAAAGCCGGAAAAAAGAAAAAGAAAAAGAAGAAUUAA